AUGGACACAUCCAGACACCGUCGGGAUGAACAUCGGAGCUACAGAUCUCGAUCGCCUUCUCGACCACACUCACACGCGAUGUCGACGUCACACUCCCCACGUUCCCAGCAUUCUCGACGCCGUGAUCACUAUCGUCAUACAAGCGAUGAGAGAGAUGUACGGUCCCAUUCUGCAGAAAGAAGGAAAAGGGCGCAUAGCAGGCGAGAACAUGAAAGACGGGCAGUGGCGGCGCCAGCCACACUCCCGUUUGAUGCCAGGCCGCUUUCCAAACACGAUCUGCAAGUGCUUGAGCCCAUGUUCGCGCUGUAUUUAGAUAUACAGAAGAAUAUCGACAUAGCGGACCUGGAUGAACGGGAAGUAAAAGGCAGGUGGAAGAGCUUUGUGGGAAAAUGGAACCGUGGAGAACUCGCGGAGGGCUGGUACGACCCGAGCACUUUCCAAAAGGCACAGCAAGACAGCGCGGCCGGAAAUUACUGGCAUGGCUCUACGCAUGGACUCCGGGCUUCCCCGGAAUACGGAGAACAGAACAAAAGAAGUGUUGGGAAGGAGACAAGCGAACCCCCGCGCGAACGCUCAACAAGUACUGCUGUGUCUCUAGACCAAAGAACCAAAGACCCAAAAGAAGACGAAGAUGAAGACGAAGACGACGAUGAGGAAGAGGAGUCAUACGGCCCGAAGCUCCCCACGCCUGACCCCUCACUUGCCAUAGUCCGUCCAAGCUCCAGUAGUCACAGAGCAGAUGAAAAAUCCGGCCCGACAAUCCCAACCCUCCAAGAUCUACAACUUCAACGAGAAUCCCAAAAACAAUCCCAAACAACCGCCUUCAUCACGCAGCGCAAGGAAACCUCCCUCGCGCGCGCCGCCCACAAGGCCCAAAUACGCGCUGCAGAGGAAGAAAUCGCUCCGCGCGCCGAACCCGGCACUCGCGAACGGCGCUUGGAGAAGAGGCGCGAAGCCGCCGCUGCCAACCGUGCUUUUGCAGAGUCGAAGGCGGGCGGCGACGACGAUGGUAUAGUAAAUGAUGACGAGCUGAUGGGUGGCGGUGGCGGUGGAGAUGACCUUGCAUCGCUGAAGAAGCAGAGGGAGAAGGAGAUGCGAAAGAAGAAUGAGAGGGAGAUUCGGCGGGAGGAAAUGUUGAGGGCGCGGGCAGCGGAAAGGGAGGAAAGAUUGAAGGCGUACCGGAAGAGGGAGGAAGAAACAAUGAGUGUGCUAAGGGAGUUGGCGAAGCAAAGAUUUGGCAGCUGA
Histoplasma capsulatum G186AR is the source of this 1245-nucleotide messenger RNA. RefSeq lists its product as uncharacterized. Bases 1 to 1245 code for a protein of 414 amino acids. The transcript is spliced from 3 exons. The record is from RefSeq and is a predicted model, not a curated record. Lineage: Eukaryota; Fungi; Ascomycota; Eurotiomycetes; Onygenales; Ajellomycetaceae.